AUGGCAAAUCGUUCCUAUGCAUUCCUUACCUUUUGCUUCUUCUUGACCUUCAUUAGCUUCUUUGAGAAUGUUGUUUCUUCUCACGAUAUUGUCAUAGAAGGGCGUGUGUAUUGCGAUACUUGUCGUGCCGGUUUCGAAACCACUGUGACCACAUAUGUUGAAGGAGCAAAAGUGAAGUUAGAAUGUAAAAAUUUUACCACCGGCGAAGUUACUUACACAAGCGAAGCAACUACCGAUACAACCGGAACUUACCAUGUAUCGGUAGCUAAUGAUCAUCAAGAAGAAACUUGUGCGAUGCAACUCGUGGAGAGUUCUCAAAGUGAUUGUUCAGAGAUCAAUGAUGGAAGGAACAGUGCUCCUAUCGUAGUGACUCAUAAUGUCGGAAUUGCUUCUAAUGUUCGAUAUGCCAAUUCUUUGGGGUUCUUGAAGGACAAGCCACUUUCUAAUUGCGGUGAAGUUCUUAUGCAAUAUGCUCUAGGAACGGAGGAAUGA
Molecule: messenger RNA, 492 nt
Organism: Zingiber officinale
Lineage: Eukaryota; Viridiplantae; Streptophyta; Magnoliopsida; Zingiberales; Zingiberaceae
Product: major pollen allergen Lol p 11-like
Exons: 2
Coding region: 1-492 (163 amino acids)
Source: RefSeq, a predicted model, not a curated record